GGCGGGGCUACAAGGCAGGAAGUGACGCUGGGCUGUGGCGCGGGCAGACGAGCAGGAGAGGCGGCGGCACGUGGGGAUGUUGCGAGAGCUGGAGACGUGCGCGCGGCGGCUCCUGGUGUGUGAGAAAUCUAACUUCCAGAACCGCAGCUCCCGCCACCGCCAGCAAGUGACCGGCCAUCACUACAACUGUCAGGUCUCCAUUUUAAUCCCAGAAUGUGGGUUGCUUCCUCCGGGAGUCGAUGCCUUAACCAGAGGUUUAGGAGACUAUUAUCUGGUGAAGACAUUACCGGUUUAUGAAAUGAUUGAGUUUGAGUUCAUCAACACGUUUGUUAAGAAAGGGGGAAUUUACGCACUCUCCUACAACACCAGAAUAGACCAGAACAACACAAUAGCUCUACUGCCGACAGGAAAGUUAAUUUUAUCCGUUGACAAGGAUACGUAUGAAGAGCUUGGGCUGGAAGGACGACCCUCGCAGUAUUCACACAGGAAGACGAUGAGACACAUUAUUACUGUUGACCUGAGUGAUGCCAAUUUUGUUCCUGGUAAAAAGAGAUACAACCGAGUAAUGUGGGCACUGAAGGAGAAAAAGCCUCUAACAUUUGACUUUCUGAUGGCCUGGCAGCCCACAGAUCCAGAUGGAGAAGGUGUCAAUUUGCAGUCUUAUUUCAUGAAGUACCAGUGCAAGGUUCAUCGGCCAACAGUGUCUGUCAGGGUAGUAAAGGACACUGAUUGUCCUGUUCUGCUGAGUAAUGAAAUGGAAGGGAAGUUGGGGGAAUCCUGUGGGUCUGAGGAGUUGUUUGACUGGCUCGGUGGUAUCUUCAGCCACGUGAAUUGCAAAAACCAAGCAGACAGCUUCCUCUCGACCUACUGCUCGCCUGAGCCUAACACAGUCCUGGAAAAGGCAUGUCUCUGUACCGUCACUGGCUUCAUCCUCCCUCAAAGAAUAAACCAGCUACUGGAACAGCUCCGACAUUAUUUUGAUGAGCCCAAGUUGACCCAGUGGGUUACUAUGACUGUACAUGGCUUUGCAGAUAGCCCAGUUUCAUGGGGAGAAUGUGAACAUGGAUACCACAAGGGAGGAGAGAACCUCUACAAUUUUGUUGUAUUUAAUAACCAGGACUAUUGGCUGCAAAUGGCGGUGGGAACAAACAGUGGCUGCCCUCCUUAGUAUUUUAAGUUCAAUGUAGUUUUGGGUGUGUUGAGAAUUUAAGAACUGCAAAACCUCAAUAAAAGUCUAUUCACCAGCA
Molecule: messenger RNA, 1247 nt
Organism: Callorhinchus milii (elephant shark)
Lineage: Eukaryota; Metazoa; Chordata; Chondrichthyes; Chimaeriformes; Callorhinchidae
Gene: rpp40
Product: ribonuclease P/MRP 40 subunit
Exons: 8
Coding region: 77-1168 (363 amino acids)
Biological process (GO): tRNA 5'-leader removal; endonucleolytic cleavage in ITS1 to separate SSU-rRNA from 5.8S rRNA and LSU-rRNA from tricistronic rRNA transcript (SSU-rRNA, 5.8S rRNA, LSU-rRNA); tRNA 3'-end processing
Cellular component (GO): ribonuclease MRP complex; multimeric ribonuclease P complex
Molecular function (GO): ribonuclease MRP activity; ribonuclease P activity
Source: RefSeq, a predicted model, not a curated record